GCUCAGAGGCGGAAGUUCCCGCGGGCUGGGAGGUCGGCGUACGCACCGCAAAUCACUUGUCAGCGCUCGUCUGAAGCGGAGGCAGCGCGGUGCCCGACCCGAGUUUCUUUCACUUCUGGGAUUGGACUUUGAACCUUUAGAACCAUGAGCAACUACACUGUGUCUUUGGUUGGCCCAGCUCCUUGGGGUUUCCGGCUGCAAGGUGGCAAGGAUUUCAACAUGCCUCUGACAAUCUCUAGUCUGAAAGAUGGCGGCAAAGCAUCCCAGGCAAAUGUGAGAAUAGGUGAUGUGGUUCUCAGCAUCGAUGGGAUAAGUGCCAAUGGAAUGACUCAUCUGGAAGCCCAGAACAAGAUUAAGGGUUGCACAGGCUCUUUGAAUAUGACUCUGCAAAGAGCAUCUGCUACAACCAAGUCUGAGCCAGUUCCUGUUCAAAAGCCCACAGUCACCAGCCUGUGUUCCGAGCCUGCUCAGGAGCUAGCAGAGGGACAGAGAAGAGGAUCCCAGGGGGACAGUAAACAGCAAAAUGGGAAAAUCCCGCCGAAACGCCCACCGAGAAAACACAUUGUGGAGCGUAAUACAGAGUUUUAUCACAUACCCACUCACAGUGACGCCAGCAAGAAGAGGCUGAUUGAGGACACUGAAGACUGGCGUCCGAGGACUGGCACCACCCAGUCUCGCUCUUUCCGCAUCCUGGCCCAGAUCACUGGGACCGAACAUCUGAACGAAUCAGAAACUGAUAAUACAAAGAAGGCAAAGUUUGACAGUUCUCUGGAAGACCCGCCUAAGUGUGGACCCCACCCCCCUGCAGCUCCUCAGGUUUUACAUAUCGGUAGCCAAGUAGCCACACUUUCUAAAGCAACUACCUAUUCUAGGCAACCGGUUUUACCUGCUUCUCCUGAAAACACUAAAAUGUCAGGCUCUGGGAGUCUAUCAUCUCUAAGCAGCUCCACAAGAAAUGUGGUGACAAGUUCUUUGGAAGGUUCUCGAAACUUUUCUACCUUCUCCUCUCCUGCUAGAUACAGUGCUGCGGUUCUGAGCAGUGCAGCUGCCACUGUGUCUGCUGUUCUUGCUGCAAAAACCAGGCUCUCCAGUCCUGAAAACUAUCACUCACUCCUGGAUGCACUUUGCAUCAGCCCUGUUUCCAAGCCUUUAGCUUUGUCAUACCUCCAAUCCUUGAGGAAAUCAACUGGCUCUAUCCAUUUUGAGAAAACAAGCAACACCCAGGAGCCUUCUCAGCAUCUGGCUCCAUCAUUAGCUUCAGCACAGAGCAUGCCUGUGAGGCCAGAAAGCCCAGCCUCUGCCAGACCAGGGGUGGCUGGUCUCACAACCGCUGCUGCCUUCAAGCCUCUAGGAUCCACCAGUGCUAUCAAGUCACAAAGCUGGCAACGGCCAAACCAAGCAGCACCUUCCACGGGGAGAAUCUCAAAUAGUGCAGCUUCUUCAGGAGCAGUGACACCGGGCAACUCAGCUGCGGGGCAGCCCCAGCCCAGCGACCAGGACACUUUAGUGCAAAGAGCUGAGCACAUUCCAGCAGGAAAACGAACUCCAAUGUGCGCCCACUGCAACCAGGUCAUCAGGGGACCGUUCCUAGUGGCACUGGGGAAAUCUUGGCACCCAGAAGAGUUUAACUGUGCUCACUGCAAAAAUACAAUGGCCUACAUUGGAUUUGUGGAGGAGAAGGGGGCCCUGUAUUGCGAGCUGUGCUAUGAGAGAUUCUUUGCUCCCGAAUGCGGUCGAUGCCAGAGGAAGAUCCUUGGAGAAGUCAUCAAUGCUUUGAAACAAACUUGGCAUGUUUCCUGUUUUGUGUGUGUGGCCUGUGGGAAACCUAUUCGUAAUAAUGUUUUUCACUUGGAGGAUGGUGAACCCUACUGUGAGACUGAUUAUUAUGCCCUCUUCGGUACUAUAUGUCAUGGAUGUGAAUUUCCCAUCGAAGCUGGCGAUAUGUUCCUGGAAGCUCUGGGCUACACCUGGCAUGACACUUGCUUUGUGUGCUCGAUAUGCUGUGAAAGUUUGGAAGGUCAAACCUUUUUCUCCAAGAAGGACAAGCCACUUUGCAAGAAACAUGCCCAUUCUGUGAAUUUUUGAAAGUCAACAGUUUAGAAGAGAAGAAAUUUGAAGAGAACGAGAAUUAAAAUUACCAGUUAAUUUUUAGGUUGAAUAUUUAUAUGAAGUUUUGAAAAAUAAUAGUGGGCCUGAAGGGAUAAAUUCCAGCUUUAAAAACCAAGUCUAUGAGGAAAUAUUUGGCUUCGUAACGUAAAGAGACAGUUUGGCAUUUAUUAUUACUUUUUUCCUGUAUAUUCUGCUCAUAAAAUAACUUCCAUAAAAAUCAAUUUCCUGGUUAACUAUUAAAUUCAUCUCAGAACAAAUGAAGAAUUACAUUUUUAGAAUAAAAACUCCAACCUCUAUGCUGAAAUAAUUAUGCUUUCUUUCCUUGUAGGUAGUUCCAAGUAAAUCUGUAAAAGGCAAUGAAAAUGCCUUAUACUUUAUCAAUAAGUGAUACGUUGUAUUUUUAAAAAGAUACUGUUUAUCUUUAAAACAGUAAAUAGGAGUUUAAACAGAAUUUUAUCAGUAGUAGUAGGUGUCAGUUUUUAAAAACUAUGUACAUUUUUUUUUGUAUUACAAUUGAUCAUUCCAGUAGGAAAGGUCAAUGAUUUUUGAUCAGAAAGUGUCAUGCCAAUAAAAGAUGCUGUAUUUUUUCUCAUCCUCCUCAAAAGCCAUCCUAUACCUUAUAAAUCUCAAAGUGUUGCAUUUUAUUAAAAUAUGACCGUUUGUAUUCAUCAUGUAUGUUUUAUCGCCUAUAUUAGUCAACCUGUUUUCCCUCUCCUUUAUGCUGAGGUAAAGAGCUAAUUAAAUAACUUUAGACUGUGGCAGCUUUCUCUGCCUACAAAGAGAAUAAGUAGGAAAGAACGUGAUUAGGAAUUGUGGUAAAUCAGAGGAUUGGAUCCAAAAUAUUCCCCUCCCAAAAUUCCCCCUUUCAGAUCAUGAGUCAGUUUCAGAGUUGUAGUAUUGACAAAUGAAGGUUUGAGAACUCUAUUUGCAGAGUAACUUUUUUUUCUUUAAUUCUACAUUAGAAAAUAAAAAAACUGGCUUGGGGAUGUGAUAAAAUCUAGGUUGUUUUUUUCUUUUGAUAGUUCUCUCUCAGUAAUAAAUGAACUACUUCCAAAUGUGGUCAUGAAGUUGGAAAGCUUUUAUUCACAGAUGUUUAACAGUAUAGGAGGCAACAUGGUUAAUUACUGAGACUGGCCCGUUAUUUUCUUCAUUUGGGGCAAAAAUUAUGUAGAAACCACAUGAAGGCAGAGAAACAAUUUGUGUCCUAUUGAUAUUUGCCCAGUGAGAGAAAAGAUUAUGGCAUUUGAUGGGUUUCUCAUUGUUUCCAGAAUGGGUGAAAGCCCAUGGUUUUACUUAGUUAUAAUUUAAAUUUGUUUGGAGCAAGGUGUUUUUACAGUUGAGACUCAUCCCCAAAUCUUUCCUGCCCCAUCACUCACUCAUGACUUCACUUCCCUUGUGUACAUGUUUGUUAUAGAGGGAAGUUGUAGGCUACAAUAUUUUUUUAGCACCCCUAAGAACUUUUCAAGGCAUCGGUCCUGAAAGCUGUUAAUUUAUGGUCUAGCAGAUUGAAAUUAUAUGCAGAUAAUAAUUAACUAGGGAUAAAAGAAUGAGAAAAGCGAUGCAAAGUGGCAAACUGAGUACUUCACCGGUAACAAGCCCAGACCACCUCCUCACCCUGCACCUUGUAGGGAGGCAGGAAGGUUUUAUUUUAUUUUUUUAAGUGUUGGAACUGAAGUGUCAUUAUUUCUCAUUGCUGCUGAAACCACCUACAGAAGACAUGCUGGCUAAUGUGCAUUGCCACAUACCUAAUGUCAGCCUUUUGCUUUACAGAAUAUAAAAUAAGUUGGUAGUCUUGUUUUGGUAUGGUA
This is a messenger RNA of Hipposideros armiger (great roundleaf bat), 3917 nucleotides long. It is a transcript of the gene PDLIM5, whose product is annotated as PDZ and LIM domain 5. The transcript is spliced from 18 exons. Lineage: Eukaryota; Metazoa; Chordata; Mammalia; Chiroptera; Hipposideridae. Gene Ontology annotation, cellular component: stress fiber; filamentous actin; Z disc. The coding region runs from base 145 to 2085 and encodes 646 amino acids. Gene Ontology annotation, biological process: muscle structure development; heart development; actin cytoskeleton organization. Gene Ontology annotation, molecular function: actin binding; muscle alpha-actinin binding. The record is from RefSeq and is a predicted model, not a curated record.